Exaiptasia diaphana is the source of this 944-nucleotide messenger RNA. Its product is annotated as ankyrin repeat and BTB/POZ domain-containing protein 1. Gene Ontology annotation, cellular component: ubiquitin ligase complex; cytoplasm. Lineage: Eukaryota; Metazoa; Cnidaria; Anthozoa; Actiniaria; Aiptasiidae. The record is from RefSeq and is a predicted model, not a curated record. Bases 57 to 914 code for a protein of 285 amino acids. Gene Ontology annotation, molecular function: protein binding. The transcript is spliced from 9 exons.
AAUAUACCAAAACAUCAACUCUCUAAUCUCCAAUAAACCCUUACAAAUGUCUAAAAAUGGGGUCGGAAGAACUUUUUUACUUGUGCAGAAUAGGGGAUUUGGAAAACUUGAAGUACUUGCUAGAGACAGAAGAUACAGAGUUAAAUGUUAGAGAUCAAUGGGACAGUACACCGCUUUAUUAUGCUUGUCUUUGUGGACAUGAGAGCAUGGUGCAGUUUCUGCUUGAAAGAGGGGCAACAUGUGAGCCAAGUUCAUUUGACGGCGAAAGGUGUGUGUAUGCUGCUUUAACUGAUCGAAUUAAAGCAAUGCUCAAGGGAUUUAAAGCCAUUACACCAGAAUGCAUGAGAAGAGAUACCUACAGAGAAUGCCUGAGAAGAUUUCUGGAAGAUCAAGAAUUUACAGAUGCGUGUUUUGUAGUUCAUGGAGUCAAACUCCACACACAUCGCAUCAUUCUAACAGCAAGAUCGCCGUACUUCGCUAAUAUGUUUGAAACAAAGUGGAGAGGAAAGUCUGUUAUACGCCUUAACCAUCCAUUGGUCAAACCUUUAGCAUUCAAGGCAAUAUUGCAGUAUUUAUAUACAGGACGACUUUAUGUUGAUGUUUCCGGCGUGGAAGAUUGCAUAAUUCUUGCAAAACAAUGUAAAUUGACGAAGCUUAGAGAAAUCUUGAGAGAACGACUGAACUUUAUCGACAAUUUCGAGAAUUCCAAGAAAGUUUCACAACCAAUAAAAGUAGUCAGCGUAGAACCAGACGCGUACUCUAGAGAACUCAACGAGGCUUUCGGUUCGCUGGUCGAGCUUGUAAUCCCAUUUCCCUACAAAAAUCAGCAGGUUACUAAUGAAAACUUUGGGAAUUUUUUUACUGAAGAAACUGAAGGUAAUUGUAAUGGAUUGUCUCAUGACUUUUACAAGUAAAGAGAGCGUGGAAUGGAGCGUUGCAUUUGA